GGCGGAGCGUGCGGCUCUUGGCGCGACCCUAGGUUUCACAGCCUCAGCUCGGGUGGUUGGAUUUUCAGUACCUGCUCGGCGUGGAGAAGGACGGUCCCUGUCUGAGUUAUGGAUUUUGAAAAUCUCUUUUCAAAACCCCCCAAUCCGGCUCUCGGCAAAAACCCGGCCGCCGGCCCUAAAAAAAGAGUUGAUGAAAUAGAUGGUACUGAAGUUGAAGAAACACAGACAGAGAAAGUCAAAUGGAAAGUAAAGCGGGACUAUGAAAAAAUUCCCAAGAAAUUUAAGCACCUUGGAAAUGCUGCAGCAUCACCAAAGAGUUUGCCACAUAAAAAGUCAAGAAGCAAGGACUACGACCCAUACAGUGAUGGUGAGACAUGCAGUCAGGAAUCAGAAGAUAACUUUGACAAAGAGCUUCAACAGUAUAUACAAGCCAAAGAAAUGGCAAGUGCAGCCCAGCCCUCACUGCUUCCUGAGGAAUCUGUGAAAAAAGCAGGAGCAGAAGUUCCCCAACAGACUGCCAAACAAAAAAACAAAAAAUCUAAAGCUGGUCACAAGAAAGUUAAACAGAAGAAAAUGAAGCGAAAGUGGCCUGGCACUGGAAACAAAGGGUCAAGUGCCUUGCUGAAGAGCAGUGGCUCCCAAGAACAGGCUGCUGAACCUGAAGAGAAGCAGCCACGUGUGAGGAUGAGUCAGGGCUUUAUCAACCAGCACACGGUGGAACGCAAAGGGAAGCAAGUGUGCAAAUACUUCCUUGAAAGGAAGUGUAUUAAGGGAGACCAGUGUAAGUUUGAUCAUGAUGCAGAGAUAGAGAAGAAAAAGGAAAUGUGUAAGUAUUAUGUACAAGGAUAUUGUACCAAAGGAGAGAACUGCCUGUAUUUACAUAAUGAAUACCCUUGCAAGUUUUAUCACACAGGAACAAAAUGUUAUCAGGGUGAUCACUGUAAUUUUUCUCAUGCCCCGCUGACUGCUGAAACACAAGAACUACUGGCUAAAGUUUUGGAUACUGAUAAGAAGUCAUAUAACUAGAUUAAAAAGCGUGUAGAGGACAAAUCUAUUCCUGUUCAGGACUUUUGAAGACUGGUGAUUUGGAAUAGUUCAUAAGGUUCCUCGGUUAAUCUGCCUUCCUGUGUCGUUGUGAUCAUGUGCAGCUUCCGUUGGACAUGCACAGUGGUGGAUCUAGUGCUCAGCCAAAGGCUGGUUCUGCCCUGGGCGGGAGAGGGGCACAUGCAUGUUGCCUGGAGAUCAGCGCUGUGCUGUGCUGUGCUAGGUUACAGAAGCCUCCUCCAGUCGUUCGAGGAGCACAAAAGGUUACAAUCGAGCAAGCACAAAAUAGGCAAAGAGAGGUUAAGUGAGGAUGGGAGAAAUAUCAGGAAGAAUCAUGAGAGCUGCCAGGGGACAUUGGGUAAUAAAUACAUCACACCUCUACAUGUCAUUAAAUACUAUGCACAGUGUUUUUAUCAAUAAUUCAUAGUUCCACUUUAUGGUUUAGCAUAGAAUGUGGUUCUAUGAUCCAAGAGGAUAUUUAUUUCUAAUUAUUACUGUUAUAAAUAAAGUGGGAUGAUAUCUCUUGCUAUGGUGUUUUCAUACUUGAUUCUCUUAACCCUUGGGUUGUUAAAAUAUAAGAGUGCUUACCUUGGGCUGGUAAGAGGUAUGUUCAGUGGGUAAAAGUGGUUGCUGUGCAAGUUUGACAGCCAGUUUGAUCCCCAGACGCCAUGGUAAAGGGGGAAACUAGCUUCAGAAAGUUAUCCUCUGACUUCCACAUGUAUGUCAUUGCACAUGUUUGCCUGUACUCACAUGUAUCGUGUUUGUGUGCAACAAAUAUACAAAUAAUAUUUUUAUAAUAAAUAAGUUAACCUUUAA
Molecule: messenger RNA, 1860 nt
Organism: Apodemus sylvaticus (European woodmouse)
Lineage: Eukaryota; Metazoa; Chordata; Mammalia; Rodentia; Muridae
Gene: Zc3h8
Product: zinc finger CCCH-type containing 8
Exons: 9
Coding region: 109-1026 (305 amino acids)
Biological process (GO): negative regulation of DNA-templated transcription
Cellular component (GO): nucleus
Molecular function (GO): metal ion binding; RNA binding
Source: RefSeq, a predicted model, not a curated record